Messenger RNA from Glarea lozoyensis ATCC 20868, 1680 nucleotides. RefSeq lists its product as uncharacterized. Gene Ontology annotation, cellular component: chromatin; nucleus. Gene Ontology annotation, molecular function: protein-lysine-acetyltransferase activity. NCBI's taxonomy places the organism in Eukaryota, Fungi, Ascomycota, Leotiomycetes, Helotiales, Helotiaceae. The record is from RefSeq and is a predicted model, not a curated record. Gene Ontology annotation, biological process: mitotic sister chromatid cohesion. Bases 1 to 1680 code for a protein of 559 amino acids. The transcript is spliced from 2 exons.
AUGACUAGUAUCAUAGGCCACUCGCCUGAGAUAGCCGCGGCCAGGAAAAGGCGCAGAGCUCUUGUGUCAAGAACAUACUCAAAACGCGUCAACAGCACUGAACAGCGACCUCCCGCAAAGAGAAGCCGCAUCAGCAGCGCUUCACAAACCCGUACUGUCGCAAAUACAUCCCACUCGCUCGACGAUGCAGAAACACAUAUUCCAGAAAUACGGGAUACGCAUCGAUCACCAAACCAAAGUGGACGCGACGAGAAUACAGGCACGUGGUUGAGGGAACCCCCCGCGCAAUCGUUACCUGAACCAUCAUUUGAACUUCCACCACUAGUAAGACAAUCUAGAAGCCGUGGAAGACAAUGCACGUUAAAAGAUGGAAUUGAGGAAACAAGUAUCGAUUCUCAAAUUGCAGCGGGGUCCUCGCCGGAGCUCACAUCGCAAGGCGUAUUGACUUCUUGUUUGGACACUUCCAAAUGUAAUCAACUACCUCCAACACCAAAGCCUCGCCCAUCGUCGCAGAAAAGGCAAGCAACUGCUUUGACGUCCCACAGUCAAAUAAACAUAAAAAAUUACUUCAAACCACUUUCGCGAUCCCUGAGUUCAUCAUCCAAGAUAUUGACAGAGUCGUGUAAGACGACCGAGUCAGAAAACUACACUCCACCGUCAUCGCCCCCGGUUGAUAAACAAGAACUAGAAAACGAACAAUUAUCGGAGUCAUCCCAGUGUCGUCCUCGAAGAAGACUUAUUACUAAGACUGGCCUACAUACCUACUUAAAUGCGCAUUCUUCGGAAGUCAGUGGAGGACUUGCGGCGCCGACUAGUCAGACUACCGGAUAUGUAGCUUCUUCCGACUUGAGCGCUGAAAGGCAGGCAAUUUUAGACGUCAAGCGGAUAUCCUCAGUGUCCAACGAAGGCAGGAGUGGGCCGUCGAUUGUCCAGUGCGCAGCCAGUUCGCCCGUAGACGCUAUAGCGAGUCAACAAGCAGUCAACCCUAGGCGCAAGAAUGCGAAAAAGCUACAGCAAACCCACCUCGACUUGGGCCAGACUUCCGAGAUUGUUUGCAAAAACUGUCAGAUGGUCUACAAUUCCGCUGUCGAAGCGGAUCGCCGAGACCAUGAGAUCUUUUGCGCUUCACAUGGAUGUCCGCUCCUGAGCAAGGAGGAGGCAAGGAGGAAGAAUGAGUUCGUGUGGGAGAGGAUGGUUCAAGCGGCGCAUCAUAGGAUACGAAUGAUUACCUGCUCAUCAUCUCAAGCUUCAAAAGAAACGGCCGUUAGCAUAAUGGAACACGUCUACAAUGAACUGCCGGGGCUUUGCUACUCUCCCGAGGAACUCUGGGGCGGUGGCGUCAGAAAAUCACAGAAUCGACCAAUUUCGGUGCUGGUUGGUCCCUUCAAGGUCUUCAUAUAUUAUGUCGGGGUAGAAGUUGCAGGAGUCAUUUUAGCUGAAAGCUAUAAGGAAGGCAUGUUGGUCCAAACGGAGGGUUUACCGACGGGGCAGAAAAAGGUCGUUCUUGAUCGGAUUUGGGUCCGUGAGAAGCAUCGCCGAAAUGGGAUUGCAAGUAUUUUAGCUGAUCUGGUUCGGCAAAAGUUUAUAUGCGGCAUUGAAAUCGACAAAAGCGGUGUUUCAACCUCUAACUUGACCAGGAGCUUUGGAGUCCCAUGGGCCAAAAGGUAUUUUGGAGAGUGA